Cuscuta campestris is the source of this 1868-nucleotide messenger RNA. Lineage: Eukaryota; Viridiplantae; Streptophyta; Magnoliopsida; Solanales; Convolvulaceae. The record is from the annotation of a GenBank genome assembly.
GGUAAUUUGAAUCCAUUUUACUGUAUGUAUUUUGGCUGGUGAUAAUAACAUUUCUAUCAAUGGUCAGGUUCAGAGGCUAUAAAGAUCAGGAUCAUGAAACGAGUAUUUCACAUUCUCACAUUAUGGAAGGAAAUUCUCGAACACUUCCUUUUACCAUAAGAUUCGUUGGUCUACUUGGGAGUCAUUCUCUUGGUAGAAAUCCAAAGUUUAUGGCUACUGCGGUAGCUUUAGGAAGAGAGUUGAUAAGGCGAAAGAUUAAACUUGCCUAUGGAGGAGGUAGUGUUGGUCUUCAAAGAGCUGUUGCUUCAACAGUCUUUACCAAUGGUGGCCUCGUUAGAGGUUUCAUUCCUGGGUACAUAGCAACACGAGGUGUCUACGGACCUACUUACGGUGUAGAGCAUACAGUUUCCAGCAACUAUUACAAGUAUUUCGAGAUGAAUCACGCCGUGGAAGCUUUCAUCAUUCUUCCCGGAGGAGUUGACACUAUGGAAGGUUUGUUCACCUUGAUUUCAUGGGCUUCUGAAGGAUUACACAAUAGACCCAUUGGUCUUUUGAAUAUUGAUGGUUAUUUCAAUAACCUAAUCAAAUUUCUAGACGAAGCGGUGAGGCAGAACUUCAUGGCUUCUAGUCAGAGAAAACUUUUUAUUUCUUCUUUCUUUGUUGAUGUUUCUGAUUCUCUUCCCAGUGAGAAUGACUUCAUUUGUGGAGAUGUUCUUGAGAGAUGCCAUGUCCUUGCAGAAUUCCAAGGAGUAACCUUUAUCAUAAAACUGACUUAUGCUAAGAAGAUAGAGGUUGUCUACUGGGAAGAAUAUGUUAAUCCUUUGCUUUGUCUGUUGUCUAUCUUUGCAAAUCAACCAAAGUAUAACUUUAUGUUUGGGGAUAGUGAAUUUGUUCCAAACCUAUCUUGCCCAGAUAGGACAUAUGCCGAGGAUAUAAAAGCACUCAGAUUGGUUACUGCAAUAAAAACUCCAUAUCUACCUGACGGAAGAUUUGAUCUUGAGGCCUAUGAUGCCUUAGUGAACAUGCAGAUUGAGAGUGGUGUUGAAGGGGUAAUCGUUGGUGGCACAACCGGUGAAGGUCAAUUGAUGAGCUGGGAUGAGCACAUCAUGCUCAUUGGCCACACCGUCAACUGCUUUGGUGGGUCCAUCAAAGUCAUUGGGAACACAGGAAGCAACUCAACCAGGGAAGCGAUCCAUGCCACAGAGCAAGGCUUUGCUGUUGGGAUGCAUGCAGCCCUUCACAUCAAUCCCUACUACGGCAAGACAUCCUUAGAGGGAAUGGUCUCUCACUUUAACGGCGUGCUCCCAAUGGGACCCACAAUCAUCUAUAACGUCCCAUCAAGAACAGGUCAAGACAUUCCACCCAGCGUGAUUCACAAGGUGGCAAAGAGCCCUAACCUGGCAGGUGUGAAAGAGUGUGUUGGGAAUGAUCGUGUGGAGCAGUACACAAGCAGCGGGAUUGCUGUUUGGAGCGGGAAAGACGAUGAAUGCCAUGAUGCGAGGUGGGGUCAUGGUGCGACAGGUGUCAUUUCUGUAGCGAGCAACCUGGUCCCUGGUCUGAUGAGACAACUUAUGUUUGGAGGAAAGAACCCGACACUGAACGCAAAGCUUCUUCCUUUGAUAAAAUGGCUGUUUGAACAACCAAACCCUAUUGGUUUAAAUACAGCCAUGGCACAGCUUGGGGUCGCUAGGCCCAUAUUUCGCCUUCCCUAUGUUCCACUUCCCAAGGCAAAAAGGGAGGAGUUUGUGAAGAUUGUGACCGAUAUUGGCCAAGAAAACUUUAUAGAAGAAAAAGAUGUCCAAGCUCUCGACGAUGAUGAUUUCGUUUUGGUGGGUCGAUAUUAAAGAAGAUUCUGCAGUGUUUUGUUA